CAAAGUCAAAUUUUCUGAUAGCUGUCUAGUGUCAACUGGUAGUGAAAGGUGUCCUCCGUCAUCAGAGAAGGUGACUCCUGCUAAAUCAAUCUUAAAAGGUUCACCUUCAGUAAAGACAAAAAUUACUCGUAGAGUGGAGCUUCAAUCGGUUACAGGUCCUGUCACAUUGUCUCCCUCCUUCAUGGGAAACACCUGGCACAGUUCAACACGCCAAGCUGGCAAAGCAGAGCAGAAUAAAAAAAAGUCAGAAGCUGAAGCUCGGGAUAAACAAAUUUCAGCUUUUUCUCUGUGUUCAUCCGAUUCUUGCAUUGAAGAUAAUUGUGCAUCCAGAGCUUCUAAUACACCAGCGGCCAUUACCAUACACAUUCCAUUGCCUAGUUCUAAUGAAAAGAUAGAUUCUAUAAAUAAAUGGGCAAGAAGAAAGAAAUGCAGUGCUAAAAAUAAUUCGCCUUUGCAUUCUGGCUCAUCAUCGCCGUCAUCACCAUCUAACAGCGACUCCAUGAAAAAGAUAACUCUUGAGUCACCUUUAAACUUGGG
Messenger RNA from Lymnaea stagnalis (great pond snail), 537 nucleotides. The record is from the annotation of a GenBank genome assembly. Lineage: Eukaryota; Metazoa; Mollusca; Gastropoda; Lymnaeidae.